AUGGCGACAGAUCAGGAAAUGAAGAGCGAAUUCAAACGCAGCGGCUUUAAACUUGUGGAAGAAGACGAGAUUCUUAAGAGAUGUGUUACUCUCUGCAUAAACUAUAGUCUCACGCCUUCCGAGCUCGUUUCAAGUUGGGAACUUUAUCAUCUCAAUCGACAAUGUAUUGAUCAAACUGUUACAAAGGAUGAAAUUGAUGGGUUUAUAGUGCAUCUUCAUAACCAGCAGAAAGAAGCUAUUUUGAAAGAGGCAUCUGGUCUUCAUAUAUACUCACACAGAGAUGUUGACAUGCUUUUGGAUGGGAUUCCAGAAGAUACAGAAGAAGUGAUUGUCACUACACCUACAAACAAGUCUCAACGGUUACAUCCGGAUCCAUUUGACUCAGUGAACAGAUCAAAAGAUUACGGUUACUCUUCUGCCAAGUCAGCUGGACAUGUGACACCGUUUGGACGACGAGUCGACAAGUUUGUGGUGAAAUUUAGCCUUGGUGAUGCGACUGCAAACGCAGAGAACGGGAACAAGAAUGAUGUAGAGAGCAGUGAGGAUGAUAUGAUCAUCAAGAGAGUUCAAACGAGUCACAGGUGUUCUCUUAAAGUCAAUGGCUCAGGUCCUGAACCGGGUUGCAGGUUCAUGUAUGACAGAACUGAGGACAGGUUUAACGCACUCGAGAACCGGAUUAGAAAGCAUGCAGAUGCGUUUGCUGCCUCGGGGUUAUAUGAGGAACAGGUGGAUCCAGCUGUUGCUUCACAGAGAAGUAUAUUUGCUGUGGGGAUGAUUUGUUGUGAUGGAGAGGGGCAUUUGAAUGACAAAUCCAUUCUAUUGCAGAGCAGUGCUAUGCGUACUUCAGGACAGCGCGUUCCACUAGACUUGAACAGACUAAAUCAGUUCUCCAUUUUUCCUGGCCAGAUAGUUGGCAUUGAGGGACAAAAUCCUAGUGGACAUUAUCUCACUGCAUCCAAACUGUUGGAUUCAGUUCCUUUAACUGCUACUCCUGACGUUGAUCUACCUCCUGCUAAGAAGCAAAACUUGGAUCAGGAGGUCUUAGCUGUUGCAGAUGAGUCCCGUGAAAAAUCAGAGGUUUCAUUUGUAAUUGCAUCCGGACCAUUCACCACGUCAGACAACUUGAUGUUUGAGCCACUGAAUGAGCUACUAGCCUAUGUAAAAAGAAAGCCGCCUCAGUUACUCGUGCUGCUUGGACCAUUUGUGGAUUCAGAGCAUCCAGAGAUUAAGAAAGGAACUGUUGAUGCCACUUUUGAUGAGAUAUUCCAAAUAGAAGUAAUCAGAAAGUUGCAAGAUUAUGUGGAAUUCAUGGGAUCAGAAGUAAGAGUGGUUCUAGUGCCAUCCAUCCGCGAUGCUAACCAUGAUUUCAUAUUCCCACAGCCUCCUUUCAACAUUCGCAUACCUGAUCUUGAACAUCAGAUGACCAGUCUAUCAAACCCGGGAACCUUCGAGGCAAACCAGGUGAAGGUAGGUUGCUGCACAGUUGAUGUACUAAAACAUCUUAGUGGGGAAGAGACGUCAAAAAAUCCAAGUGGAGUCCCCAUUGAUCGCAUGUCAAGACUCGCUAGCCAUCUCCUUCGCCAGCAAAGCUUCUAUCCUCUGUAUCCACCACCAGAGAGCCUCCCUUAUGACUCCUCACUCGCUCCUAAGGCUCUACAGAUUCCAUCAAUCCCUGAUAUUCUCCUGCUUCCAUCAGACAUGAGGUACUUCGUGAAGGUUUUGUCCAUUGGAGAAGGAGAAGAUGCAGCCAAGUGUGUGUGUGUAAAUCCAGGAAGACUUGCGAAAGGAGAAGGCGCAGGUACUUUUGUUGAGCUUACCUACAAUGGCGGUCCAGAAUCGAUGCAUGCUUCCAUCAUCUCUAUUUAA
Molecule: messenger RNA, 1866 nt
Organism: Microthlaspi erraticum
Lineage: Eukaryota; Viridiplantae; Streptophyta; Magnoliopsida; Brassicales; Brassicaceae
Source: the annotation of a GenBank genome assembly